Pseudoliparis swirei is the source of this 13354-nucleotide messenger RNA. It is a transcript of the gene ankrd11, whose product is annotated as ankyrin repeat domain 11. Gene Ontology annotation, molecular function: protein binding. Gene Ontology annotation, biological process: anatomical structure morphogenesis. The coding region runs from base 429 to 9065 and encodes 2878 amino acids. NCBI's taxonomy places the organism in Eukaryota, Metazoa, Chordata, Actinopteri, Perciformes, Liparidae. Gene Ontology annotation, cellular component: nucleus. The record is from RefSeq and is a predicted model, not a curated record. The transcript is spliced from 14 exons.
GACGGUGAAAUAGCAACGCUGUGAAAGACUUUCCCUGGAUAUUUUAGUCUUUAUUUCCGUUGGACUUGUGUUUGUUGGUCUACAUGGUUUUAACAAGCUCGCGCUAGCUUCGAUUCUGGUGAGCUGCUUUUCGAGCUGCGAUGGUCGUCGCUACUAUAUGCGGAUGUCUCCGGGCCAGUCUGUACUAAACCAACGGCAACAAAUGGGAUCAUCAAGCAUCGGCCGAAAACAGCGCGGCGUUGACUAACUAAUACAGAUUAAGAAUUCGAGUUUGUGGACAUUCAGACGCAGGAUUCUGUGGACUCAGACGACAGGUGUUUUUCUCGUUGGAUUGUAGCCCACUGACAUUCUUCCACAGCCAUGGAAUCGACGGUUGAUGACGAUGGAAUGGCAGCGUGAAUGAAGCUUGGCGUGGGGAGAGCUGAACGAUGCCCAAAGGUGGGGGAUCUAAAACCCCCCAGCUGGACCACUUCCCACUCAGCACAGACAUGGUGGAAAAGCAGGGUGGGAAGAAGGAUAAAGUGUUGUCAAGUAAGACUCCCAAAUUGGAUCGCAGUGAUGGGGUCAAAGAGAUGAAAGAGAAGGCCCCUAAAAGGAAGCUGCCUUUCACUGCUGGAGCUAAUGGGCACCAGAAAGAUUCGGACUCGGAGAAACCAGGUCCAGAGCGGAAGCGCAUUAAAAAGGAGCCAACCAACACCCGGAAGGCGGGUUUGGCGUUUGGAAUGGGGAUGCCAGGGAUCCGGGCCGGGUACCCCCUCUCUGAACGGCAGCAGGUGGCCUUGCUCAUGCAAAUGACAGCUGAGGAGUCCGUCAACAGUCCAGACACAACACCAAAGCAUCAGUCACAGUCCAGUAUGGGUCAGAAAGGAACGCCAAACUCUGCAUCAAAAACCAAAGACAAAGUGAAUAAACGGAAUGAGAGAGGAGAGACUCGGCUGCACAGAGCAGCAAUCCGUGGAGAGGUACGCCGCAUCAAGGAGCUCAUCAGCGAGGGAGCUGAUGUGAAUGUAAAAGACUUUGCAGGCUGGACUGCAUUGCAUGAGGCGUGCAACAGAGGGUAUUAUGAUGUGGCCAAGCAGCUGCUGGCAGCCGGAGCAGAGGUCAACACAAAGGGUCUGGAUGAUGACACCCCUCUACACGAUGCAUCCAACAAUGGACAUUUCAAGGUGGUUAAGCUACUUUUACGGUAUGGAGGAGACCCACGUCAAAGCAACAGGAGAGGUGAAACGGCAUUGAAGGUUGCCAACUCUCCAACUAUGCUGAAUCUGUUGUUAGGAAAAGGCACGUACACCUCAAGUGAAGAAAGUUCAUCAGAAUCUUCAGAGGAGGGAGAUGCACCCUCAUUUGCCCCGUCCAGUUCUGUCGAUGGCAAUAACACAGACUCAGAGUUUGAGAAGUUGAAGUUGAAAGGCAAAAACAUGGACCCUCCUAAAUCUGCUGUCACACCCGUUAAAGACGAAUAUGAAUUUGAUGAGGAUGAUGAGGAAGAACGUGUUCCUCCUGUGGACGAUAAACACCUCUUGAAAAAAGACUUCCGUAAGGAUGCGAUCAUGCCGGUCACGCCGGUCCCGGUGGUCACCAAGGCCACCAGUGGCAUCGUCAUACCCAAGACGGAGGUUAAAACCUAUUCCAAAAGCAACUCGCUCACACCAAAGAAAACUGUCAGGCGGAUCAUCUCUGACAGUAACAGUUCUGACGAGGAUGAUAGGACGUGUUUCACGCCAACACCAACGCCAGUGCCUACGCCGCGGCCACAGGCCCAGCAAACAAAUACUAAGACUAGAGACUCUGGCAGCAUGAGCUCUAAACAACAAAAGGACAAGAAUAAAGUCAAAAAGAAACGGAAGAAAGAGAGUAAAAACAAUGUCAGUAAAGAAGUGAAGUUUGGUAAAGUCAAUGACAAGUUCUGUACAUCUGACUCUGAUUGUGGAGAUAUGGAGAGUGAGGAUGAUAAGGGCUCAAACAGUAUAAAGGACUCUUCUACAACAAGUCUGAAAGACUCCCCUGGCUUUAACGCAUCCUCCUCAUCGUCCCAUGGAAACGUGAACUCUCAGAAACAAGUACCAUCCUUGGCGGAACAGCAUCCAAAGCAGUGGAGGACGGAUGGCUGGAAGACGGUGUCUUCUCCGACGUGGUCCGACGUCAGUUCCCUCUCAGAUUCAGUCAGAACAAGACUGUCCAGUGAGUCUGACUACUCCUCCGUUGAUUCCAGUGUUGAGUCGAUAAAACAAGUGAAGAGGAAAGCGCAGGAGAACAAAAAGAAGAUUAACAAUGUGCACAGUAGCACAGUAGACAAGAAGAGCUCUGAGCUCUACAAAAACUCCAAUGCAGACAGUGCAGUCUCCAAAACCGAUGUAGAUGGCAAAGUGCUGAAAAAGCAUAAAGUCAAGCACAAGCACAAGAAUAAAGAAAAGGACAAAGCUCCUAGUCUAGUUCUUAAUCAAGAUAUGAAUGAAAAAUUUGUCAAGAGCUAUUCUUUUGAUUUUGAUGAUUCACGGCAGAAACCCCUAAUUGUUGAGGCAGAAUCUCCAGCUGAGAGCAAGGUCAAGUUAUCCAAACACGAAAAGGACCAUUCAAAGAAAGAGGAGAGGCUUUCGAAAAGCAAGUCUGAGGAUAAGGAUUGGUCAUCUGGAAAAGACGUGCACAGAACAGCAAAAGAGGAGAAAAAUAAGAAAACAAAGGACUCCACCAAGGAUAAGACAAAUAAGGAGGAGCGGGAGAAACCUUUAAAAUCUGACAAGGAAAGAAAUGUCAAAGAGAAGGAGAAGCCUAAAGAGGAGAAACAAAAGGCUCACAAAGAGGAGAAAAAGAAAAAGUCCAAGGACAAGUCCUCCUCAAAGACAGAAAGGAAAGGUGAGCAGAAAGAGGAAAAACAUCUAAAGGUGGACAAGGAGAAAAACACCAAGGACGAGAAGGAGAAAUGUAAAAAAGACAAAGCACAGAAGGAAGAGUCUGAGUAUGAAGGUUAUGACGUUAACAACCGCUUCCUCAACUUAGACGACACAAAGCUCAGUGCCUCGGAUGACCAUCACGACAGAUGGGGCUCAGAGAUGUCCUCUGACUCCUCCCUUUAUGGAGAUGACAGUUGGGAUGCUCCUGUCAAGGAGUACAAGGAAUUCAAAGCCAACAACGCUGUAAAAGUAAUUGUCGAGACCGUUAAGGAAGAGACUAGGAGGAAAGAAAAUAAAGUCAAGGACAAGAAAUCAGAUCACAGUGAGAAAAGAUUGGAGAAAGAAGCCCCCUCUAAGAAGAAAGACAAAGACUCCUCAGAAAAGACAAAUGAAAAGAAAAAGGACUGGUCAGAAAAACAGAAAUUAAACUCCAGUCACUCAGUUGAAAAGGAAAAGAAGCGGAAGGAGUCCACAGACGCAGUCAAAGACAAAAAAGAAAAGGACUCUUUAGACAACAGUCGAGACCGUAAAGAUUCAUAUGACUUCAUGAAGGAAAGAAAAGACGUAAAAAUCAAGCAGGAAACUUUAAGAGAUGAAUAUGGCAAUGAUACUUUCUUCAAAGACAUUGACGCUGUCGGUAAAUCCUGUGAUGUCAGAGAAAGAAAUCACUCUGGAAAGGAGAAAGAAAAGAAGGGCGAGGGAAUGGAAAAGCGAGAAAAGACUAAAGCUGACAAGCACAAAGAGAAAACAAAAGACAGAGGAGCUGAUCAGGAGAAAGAUAAGAGUGAGAAAGUCUCUGCAGAAAAAACUGUCAAGGAAAAGGAUCCAGACAGGGCCACCAAAGACAAGAAGGAGGGAGUCAAAGACAAACACAAAGAGUGUCAUGGCAAAGACAAAGAUCGAAAGAUGUCUUUAGAACAGACCAAGGACAAGAAAGAAAAGGCCUCUCAAGACAAACAUGCUGAGAGGGAGAAGGAGUUUUUGGAGGUGAAGAAAGAGGAAAGAAAACCUGAGAAAAUCCGUGAGAAAACGUGGUACAAGAUAGCCGACAUCUUCACUGAUGAAAGUGAUGAUGACGAGGACAGCUACAACGGGGUUGUUGCACUUGUGUCCGACUCCAUCAGAAAAGACGUAACGCCUGAUCAGGAUGAGCUGGAUCAUUUCCCGACAGAAAGAAUAAGAAAAUCUUCUGCAGAGGCUAAACAUAACACAGAAAAGGCAAAGGACAAAGAACACAAAGAAAAGAAGAAAGAAAAGGCCACAUUUGACGCGGGUAAAGAGAGAAAGGGCUCUCUAGAGAAACACAACAAAGACAAGAAAGAUUCUGUUGACACGAAACACAAGGAAAGGAAAGACAGAAUGUCAGUGGACUCAAAUCAGGAGAAGAAAAAUAAGCAGAAGCUGUUGGACAAAAGGGACACCAGUGAGGAAAAGGCAAAGAGCAAAUAUAAAGAAAAGCUCGACCAUUCCAAGGAGAGGAAACUCUCAAAAAGCAGUGGUGAGAAUGAAAAAUCCCUCUUGGAAAAAUUGGAGGAGGAAGCCAUGAAUGACUACAAGGAUGACUCCAAUGACAAGAACAGUGAAAUCUCUUCAGACAGUUUCACUGACCGAGGUCAUGAGCCAGUCCUCACCACUUACUAUGACUCCAUCAGCCUGACUGAUGUCACUGAGGAUAGGAGAGACUCCCUGUCCAUAUCGACACCCCAAGACAAGUUCAGAGAGAAAGAGAGGCACCGGCAUUCCUCUUCAUCCUCGUCCAAGAAAAGCCACGACAAGGAGAAAGAAAAGGUCAAGAAGGACAAAGGAGACAAACGUGACAAGACGGAGGAGAUCCGAGAGUCCUACAGCCGCAGAGAGAGUCUACCUUUUGAGAAAGAGCCCAUGCCUCUAGAGGCGGACCCUUACACAUUCCCAUUUGUAAGUAAGGGAGACGGCGAAGACGACUUUGAUAAAACAUUGGAAUUUGAAAAAGAGAUGUCGAAAAAGGACAAGGACAAAGCAGCUUGUGUCAUCAGUGACAGGACAAAGGACAAAAAGAAAAAGGAGAAACAUAAGGAAAAAAUAAAGGAGGAGAAGACGAAGUACAUUGAUGGCUUUGGCUCAUUUAAACACUCCAAAGAAGAUGUGAAGUCAGGGUUGAAAGAUAGUCCACAGGUCACUGUUCUGAAAGACAGGUCAAAAGAAGAAAGUCCUAAAUUUGAUCUGAAAAAAGACAGAAGUCGAGAUACAUUGGACAAAGACACAAGAAUGGACCACAGUAAAUCUAAGGCUAAGGAUGAAAAUGAAAAGCUCCCUCAGUCCAAGGACACAGUAAGAAAAGAUAAUCGUCCACGUGAAAAACUGCUGGUGGAUGGUGACUAUCAAAUGACGAGUUUUGGUCAGAUGUUGAGUCUGAAAGACCAGGAGAUUGAAGAGCGCCACAAGAGACAUAAAGAAAGGAUGAAGCAAAUGGAGAAGCUGAGACCCAAGUCAGGGGACCCUAAACUCAAGGACAAGACCAAGUCCACAGAGGAACUACGGAAAAACCGCAGCGAGCUGUCAUCAAAGAAGUCCAACAGUCUGGAGUCUGGUCUGAAAGAGAAGAAGUUGAAGGAUGUGGGUCUCCCUGCCCAAAUGAUGUCCCCAAGCAGGAAGUUCCAGCCUACAGACAGUCAAAACUCAAAGGACGAGCUGGCUGGCCAACAAAUGAAGGAGAACCUUCCCGCUUCUCCCAGGCCAGAUCAAAACAGGCCAACUGGUGUUCCCACGCCAACGUCCGUCAUCUCCUGCCCCAGCUUUGAGGAAGUAAUGCAGACUCCACGUACCCCGUCCUGUAGUGCAGAGGACUACCCUGACAUUAUGUUGGAUGGGCUGGACUGCCAGAACUCCUCGGCUAUGACUAUGUCAAUGAACGCCUGCUCGCCAUCCUUCUUUGAAAGCAGGUAUUCUAACUCCCAGAGUUUCCAGGAGGGUACAUGUCCCACUCCUGCAAAGAACCUCCAGCUCCCGCUUGUCAGUCGCUCUGCUUCUUCUGAUGUCCGCAGGCCCCUGGAGGAUGAGUUCAAGGCUGAGGCUGACAAGUUCCUCCGGCAGCAGAGUGAUCCAGCAGCUGAAUUUGAUCAGUCAUCAUCACCCUCCCAAACUCUAGAGGACAAAUCGGCAACCGUAGAUAGGCUGGAGAGCCUGCCAUCUCCUUAUUUCUCCCCACUAAGAAUGUUGUCCCCUCAGCAGGAGCCAGCCCUUCCAACACCAGAUGUGGCAGAACCAACCCUUGCUGUCAUUGAGGCAAAUGAACAUUUUCCUGACAAUGUAUACAACAAUUUCUUGCCCAAACCCUCUACUCCAGUUCACAGGCCAGACCCCCAGGAGCCCUGCUUUGACAUCGUUGCACCACCAACCCCAGCUCCUGCUGCUUUGCCGCCCCUGGACAUUGAGGACAUCUCUGAGCCUCACCACAGUGAACCUAACCUGGUCCUGUCAGAUCUUCCCUCUGUCACUGAAGAACAGCAGCAGGAAGAGCAGGAGGAAGAACCGGAGGAAGAGCAGGAGGAAGAACAGGAGGAGGAGGAUGAGGAAGAUGAAGAAGAGGAGGAGGACUUUGAGGACGAAUGUGAUAUGGAUGAGAGAGCUGAUGGAGACCACUGUACAAUGGUGGAGCCAGAGCAAACAAGGGAGCCAUGUUCCUUCUCUCCUCCAGUUGAGGACCCUCUUAGGAAGAGCUGGCCUGUAGAGUCUCCAGACCGACAGGAACCAGAGGUCCAAGACAUUUCCCCAACACACUCUGCACCCAACCAUGGAGAGAACUGUUUUGAUCACAGCAUGGGUUGGGACCCUGAUAUGGAUCUCAAAUCUCCCCAAAGGACGUAUGGAGAGAUAGAGGCUGCCGUCUCCAAAAUAACUAGUCCAUACCAGUCAGAUGGUGAGAUGCAGCACUUGUCUGGUCACCCCUCGGUCACACCCCCUUAUGCUGCCUGGAAUAGGUGGCAUAAAGAGGACCCGGAGGACUUUGAUGAACAGAAAGAGGCUGUGGCUGACAUCCCCUCUCCAGAAAGGCCUGACACGGCUACUGAUGAGGAACCCAACUAUUUAAACACCUCAUCAUCCUCCAAUAGACUGGAGUCUUUCUUUCAGGACUGCAACAAGCCUAACAUAGAGGAAGGUCAUCCAAUAGACACUGAGUCAACAUGUGAAGAACCAGACAGCAGGCAGACCACGCACAGCUUCAGUGCUACUACUGAAAGCCACAUGGCUCCAGUUGUGGCCCCUGAGCCUGUGGUGCCCUGGGCAGACCCAUUCUCAGCUGAUGCAGAUGAACUGGAUGACCUGGGACCGUUCUCUUUGCCUGACCUACCACUACCAGACAAGUCGGAAGAAGUUGAGUCUCGAGACCCAGAACUAGUGGAUCGCAACAAGACUGUGCUGAUCCACAUUAGACCUACCGUUAUAGAGAGAGAUGAGCCGGACAUAAUGGAAGUGGAUUUACCAAGCCUGGGUAAGACGUCAUGCCUUGCUGAUGAGCAAGGUUUAAGAGAACCUACAGGACAAGACUUGGUUGUCCUGUCACCACAUGCCAACUUCCAGCAAGAGAUGGACCACGAGCCAAUUAACGGCUCUCGCUCUAUAAUUCAACAACAGGGCAGCAUGUUGGAAAGAAAAGGACUGUAUGUAGAACCUGAUGAGUCGGAUCCCAGCAUGUUGUUUUCAUCUGUGAAAUUGGAUCCCAGUCAGCAACAUCACACUCAGAUCCACUCCCUUACUGAGUCUUUGCAGGUACCAAUGGUUGAUUCAGUGUCUGCUAUCAAAUCAGAGGUGAGACAGCAGGAGAUGUCUGAGCCCGUCGUAGAAUCCAUUACAUGCAGUCCUGUUGCUCAGCUCCCAGAAGCAGUGACCCUCUCCAGCACAGUGGAACUACCAGACACUCAGGAGACCACAGCCAAGGUUACGCCGGUAACCCUGACCUCUGUCUCCACCGCCGUAGAGAUCCCUAAGAAGGUGGAUGAAAUCCCUCAAAGGAUGACUCGCAAUCGCGCCAAGAACAAUUCCGCCGUUGCUGCUGUACCUCCUACCUCCAGCAUAAUAACCUUGACUGCCACUGCCACCCCUGUAACGACCAGUCCGACAGUGCUCCUUAACCCAAUUCCUAUAAGAACACCGACACCCACCCCCACAUCUUCCUUCCCAGCUCUUAAGAAUGAAUCUGUGAUUACUUUGACCUCGACUGCAUCUAAUACAACCCCAACAGUGUCCGUAUCUACGUCUGAAGCCACCUCUGCUCCACUGGUCAUCAGUAAGAUGACAAAAGGCCGCCCUCUCCCCUUGGACGAAGAGGAAUCUCAGACCCAGCACCCACGGAAGAGGAAAUUCCCCCGUUCUGCUGGGCAGCAGGUCCAAGUCCAGCUGGUCAACUCAGCCAUGCAGCAGACCAGGGAAAUGAUCCAACAGACUUUGGCUGUAGUCGUCAAUGCCAUCAAGCUGGACGAUAUUGAGCCCUACCACUGUGACCGCUCAAACCCAUACUUCGAAUACCUGCAGAUCAGGAAGAAGAUUGAGGAAAAGAGGAAGAUUCUGUGCUUCAUCACCCCACAGGCCCCACAGUGUUACGCAGAAUACGUGACCUACACCGGCUCUUACUUGCUGGACGGCAAGCCCCUCAGCAAGCUUCACAUCCCUGUGAUUGCCCCACCUCCAUCGCUGUCAGAACCUCUGAAGGAGCUUUUCAGACAACAGGAGGCAAUAAGAGGGAAGCUCAGGUUGCAGCACAGCAUAGAACGGGAGAAGCUGAUUGUGUCUUGUGAGCAGGAAGUUUUAAGGGUCCACUGCAGAGCAGCCCGAACAAUCGCCAAUCAGGCUGUGCCAUUCAGUGCCUGCACCAUGCUGUUGGACUCUGAAGUAUACAAUAUGCCAUCAGAGAGCCAGGGCGAUGAGAACAAAUCUGUGCGAGAUCGCUUUAACGCCCGUCAGUUCAUAUCCUGGAUCCAGGACGUGGACGAUAAAUAUGACCGUAUGAAGACAUGCUUGUUGAUGCGGCAACAGCACGAGGCAGCAGCCCUCAACGCAGUGCAACGGAUGGAGUGGCAGCUGAAGGUCCAGGAGCUGGACCCAGCGGGGCACAAGUCCCUCUGUGUCAACGAAGUGCCGACCUUCUACGUGCCGAUGGUCGAUGUCAACGACGACUUUGUCCUGCUGCCUGCGUGACACUUUGGUGCUCACAAACCAAGAGCAAACUUUGUCUGAAUCACUUCUUCUCAAAGAGACUUCGUUGAACUGGACGAAUGGAAAGGGCUAGCAAGUUUGAAAGAGGACUUUACACAGGAAAAAAUAUAUUCUAUAGAAAGAGUAAAGAUGAAAAACUUGCUCUGGAUUCCCUUCCGUGAAGAAGGAAACCUGUUUUUACUGGGGGAAAGGAAAUCACACAACUUGCACUUUCAUCCUCAACGUUUUUAUGCUUUUGUUUGAUCAGAGUGUGAGAAGCAGAAACCGUUUUUGCUUCGGGGCUCUGUCACCGGGACACAACUCCUCAGUGCUCAGUUUUGGUGAGACGGGGGACAGAGAUAUAUUUUCUGCAUUCAUUUUUGGUCCCUGCUUCAAUAGACCCACCCACUGCCACCACGGGGAGGAGGUAUCAGAGAAGAGCUCUCCCAACAGCGUGGUGCCUGUCCUGAGGGAGGUCUGAGGAGAAGCCUCCCCUGUUGACCCAGGGCUCCUGGUGGGCCAGGAGAACUAGACAGUCCAGCGCCGACCCGGAGAAGGUCAACGGAGCAGUGGUGCAUCAUGUGGAUCUUCACUGUUGAACAGCUGGGAUGGACAGAGCAGGAAGCUAGAACCAGUCUGAGGGUUUCGGGGCUAUGAGACCGUGUACCCAGAGGACGCCCUCUCUGUUCACACUGCACCAGGCAGGCCAAGCAGAGCCUGCACAAGGCUGGAGUACAGCUGAGGGCUAGCGAUGUGUGUGUGUGUGUGUGUGUGUGUGUGUGUGUGUGUGUGUGUGUGUGCACGUCUGAGAGGAAGAGACUGACCCUGCAGCCUUUUCGGCCUGGCUAAGCAGAAGAGGACAGGUAUGGCUCUCUGAGGACCGACCGGAGUGUUCCUCAGUCAACCUGCUUGCUCCAAACACAAACACACACAUCAGACCGCCAUGGACUGCAAAACCACCACAGGACAACCUGAAGAAACCAACAGAACGAAUGUGGACAUUCAAAGAGACUCUUGAGAAAUUGUGCUUUGGCAGGAGGAGAGAGAUAUUGUUUUUGUCUAUUUCUUUACUUGGGCAUUUCAUUGUUUCUGAGGAAGUGACUUGAAACACUACAGAGCCAAUAUUAGUUUAAUGGGAAAAAACAAAAGAAAAAUUUAAAAAAGUUGUAUUCCGUAAAUUCUGUACAGUUUUUAUAUUCGUUAACCGAUGUAUUCUUGCUGCCUUCUAGAUAAUUUAUUUUGCCACACAUUACUGCACAGUUGUAAAUAACCUAUGUACUGUAAUAUCACUCAGUUAAGUGUAAAGAAAAAACAUAAAAGAAAUAAAAAUGAUCUUUUUAUGUACAGUUCACUUUUGGGCAGCACUCCCCCCCACCCCCCCCCCCCUCUCAUAUCCAUGGGCCAAAAUGUGUACACGGUUCAGUCGGUAUUUGAAAGACUCCAGUGCACAGUUGUAUGAUCCCAUCUCUAGAUUCAGUCCAGGCUUUGGUAACUCACCUGGGCGUGGAUCACCACCACACACAAUAGCUGACAGAGAACAACUCUGGAUUUAAACUGGCCUCCCACUGGCCAACCACCAUAUAGUCCCUCAGAUGUAGCAGAGUAGUUGUUGAGGAUUUAUUUAAAGAAAAGAGAGAGGAUUAUUAUUCAUUGCUUUACUACACAAUUAUAUCUGAAAGAAUUCGAACCAAGAAAAUGCCUUGUUCAGUGAAAAACAAAUGUACUCAUUGUUGGGCAAAGUCACAUAGAUAUAUAUGGGUGGGAUGAGCGUGAGAGCGAUGUCAUUCACGAGCAAAGCCAUCUUGUUAAUGUAGAAUACUUUCAAAUUAAUUUUCAGUGUUUUUAAUUUACAACAAUUUGACUAAAAUCUUUCUAAUCAUCACAAAGCAUCAUUGUCUCUGAAAAAGCAACAGGACGCAGGUCUUUCAGCACUAUGACAUGUUCUGUUCUCCCAGCUUGUCUGAAGAGUUGUAAAAGCCACUGAACGCUUUCAUUCUUUACUGACUAUCAACAUUGUCUGCCCCGUCGUCAGAUUUUUUGUUUUAAUUGCUGUUCCAACUUUGCCCACUGGAUGGCAGUAGUGGAUCAGAAAACUCGAUAACCGAAUUGGCUUUGCAUUAGGCUUGUGGCCUUUCACUUGAAUGAGUUUUUAAAAUAUCCCCUUAUAGGAUUCUUAUACAACACUUGCAUCAGUUUGGUAGUGAAUUAAUUAAUAAUAGGCCCAAGCUUGAAGCUCCAGUCAUAUUGGACUUCUAGUUUUUAUAAAUGUUUAUUUCGACAAGUGUUUUGGUUUGUGUCAGCGAUCAGGUGUUCGGUUGCGUCAUCAUAUCACUCCGUUGGGUGGUGGUAUUUUCCGUCCGCACAUUAUUGUGUCGGAAACAAGCCGACUGUUACAAUACUUAAAGUCUUCUGAGAAUCAGAACAGUGGAGGGGAAAGUAAUAGUUCACUGCUGAAUAGAUGUUAUUUUUGUCCUUUAAUUAAAAAAUCCCAUCUGAAAUGUUGAUUUGUGAUGACUUGUAUCGAUGUUCUAUUUUUUUAGUGGGUCUUGGCUUUGAAAAUCUUUCCCAACCCAAAAGCCAGGCCUCCUGUGAGAGCUGCUCCUGUAUCCUGAUGGCAAUAUUCUCUAAACUUUAAAGUACUGAACACACCGUCAGUCAGCAUCGCUGUGUAUGGUAUGUCUAGUCGAGUGCAAUGGUUGUGGAGGCUGUGCAGACAAGGUGGCUAGAUGUAUAGUCCUGGAUAUUUUUGAGAGAUACACACACAACCUGGUUGGUAUAGACAUACAUAUUUGGAUAUAAAUAGCCAGACAUUUGGUUUUUAAACCCCCCUGUUGUCAUUUUGUUUUGAAUUUGUUGUUGGGUUUCCUACACCGUUUUGGGGAAAGAGUUUUAAGGGUGUCUUGUUCACAGAAUCCUUGUGUGUGUGUUUUUUUAUCUGUGUAUGUAGUUUUGAAUGUUGUUGUGUUUAUCUUAGGGAUUUUUGUUCCUGUAUAAAGCAUAAACACCAGUGGCAUGUCAAUCACAUUGCUUAUCGAGCAGAAUGUAUAACGUUACCCUGACCGACCACGCCCUCUCACUAUUGUUUACAAGACAUCAAGUGUUUUCUGUUUCAUGAGUCACCUUUUUUAACGGUUUAUGCCCUGCCUUUGAUUUGACUUCUUUAGUCAUUUAUUCGAACCACAAAGGCUUGAAAUGGUGAUGGUUGACACAACUGACAGGCAAUGUCUCCCUCUGUAUGGGUACACCGCUGCACAGAGAAAUAGACGAAACACAUCCUCCCACUCUGACUCUCCAGUGUGAAAAUGCAACUCACAGAAAGAGUGAUUUCUGGCUAAAUUGGAUCCAGACACAAAUGAGCAUCGGUCCUCAGACGCAUGUAGAGCCCUUGGCCGUGGGGAUUGAGAUGCUAGCCUGACACCACCUCAGUCAGCAACAUAUUACCUCGACUCUCCUCACAUUCACUCAGUGGUUUUUUGAUUAUUUUUUGGGGGUUUUCUUACUGGACAUGAAUAUACAUAAUUGCUAUUUUUUCAUUCUAUAGAAUCACGAUUUCAAGCCUUUUUUCUAGUUUUUGUUUGAUUUUUAAACUUAAAACCCAGACUGUAGCUAUUUCUUUGUUCCUUUUUCAGAGUGGGAAAUGACUAAUAAAAAGCAUGGAGAACUACUCUUUAAAUGGUGAGAAUCAACCUAUUUAUUAUUUUUGUGUUUUGUUUUUUUCGGACACCUGUGGUAUGUUUUGAGUUGAAGUUGGUCUCCGCUGUGUAAAUUUUCCUCCUUGUAAUGCGUGAAAGAGACAUACUGUACAUAGCUCUGUAAAUAAAACCUCCCAGGACGUUUUGCACCCUCCUCUUUGUACUAGUCUGAAAAAUUGCUUAGAAUGUGGGGUUCUAACAGCAACGAGCUGCGUGCGCUUGCUGCAGGUGAUUAUGAUGUAACAAUGUAACAUUUUAUUUGUACAAUGUAGUUUAUUUGUGUACAUAUUGUUGGAGCAGCUAAGAGGGGGAAGGGGAGGGGGGGUCGUUGAUGCUAUUGUCAGUGCUGUAACAGAAAUCCAGUAACAAUACCAGUACUUUCACCUAUAGCUGUUGUUGAUUUCCUGCAAAAAAAAUAAAGAGAAAAAAAAAGAAAUAAAAAAUAAAAAACGUGAGAAACAGAAAAUGAGGAUGGGUGGGGGAAAAAAAGACAAAGUAAAAAUUCUAAAUUGUUAUUUUCUACAGUUGCAUGUACAGAGAGCGCGAGAACUGCUGUUGUUCCUCAGAGAUUAUGUUCGUUAAUAAAACUUUGAAAUAUUA